CUGAACAAGGCAGACAGAGGAGCGACAGCAGGAAGACAACUUGGAUGUGAUUUAGAUUUUUUUUUUUUUUUUUUAAAUAAGAAAACAAAACAAAACAAAAAAAAACCAUAGGAUUUCAGCUUUUAAUGGGAGAUUCCUGCUGAUGUUCCUGCUUUACUGAGACCUCUGUGAGGGAAGCACGGGGGUGAGGAGGGAGAGAGGAGUGAAGGAGAGCGACACACAGACUCAGAGGGAGCUGUGCUGCUGUAGUCAAAGCAGAGUUAUUAGGGAGCUGAAAAUGGGACCGGCUGAAGCCUCGCUCGCUCUGCUGUGUUUAUGUUCUCUGGGUCUGUCUGUUCUCACAGGGACGGCCAGCGCUGCACCAACACAGGAGUCCCUGCCAGAGGUGAAGAAGGCGAGAGGGGACGUUCCUGAUAUUCUUCCAGAGCCUGAACCAGAGCCAACGAACCCAGUGUCAGACUUCGAAAACUCAUACAACUAUGUCUUGUCUAGACUGGCUGGCAUGGACCAGGCCAUCCACAAGCUCAAUGUUGGUCACUACACUCUGGAUGUUAAAGUCAGCCAGUUAAUGGACCGUCUGUCCAGGAUGGAUGCUAAAGUCGGGGAGCUCGAGGACAAAAUCCAGGAGGUCUACCAGCACAGCAAGGACAACCGCAAGGAGACAGGGAGGCUGGAAGGUUGCCAGAAGGGACGCAGGAUGGGAUACAAAUGCUAUCUUGUGUACAACAGCCAUGAAGACUACGCAGGAGCAUCCAGGAAGUGCCUGGAACGCGGCGGCCGCAUGGCGAUGCCGCGCGACCGGAAGGAGCAGGAGGCCCUCGCCGACUACGUCAAGUCGUUCUUCCACCCCGGGAACUGGCCCGUCUGGCUGGGCAUCAACGACCUGCGAUCUGAGGGCAUGUACCUUUUCGACGAUGGGACGCGGGUCCAAUACUUCCAGUGGCGCAAACACUUCCUGUCCAGCCAGCCGGAUGGAGGGAGACGAGAGAACUGCGUGGCCAUGUCGUCAGAUGACGGCGACUGGUGGGACCACUACUGCGAUCGGACCAUGAACUAUCUCUGCGAGUUUGAUGACAGGGUGGCACUAUAAACUGAACACUUUUCAACCCUCCCACACGUCUGUAACUCUGACUUCCAGUCCAUUACAUUUUCAAAUAACUUAUUUCCCUUUAAAAUUAUUUCAGUGGUCCCUUUUUCAAGAAAAGUGGAGAUUUUAAGUCAUUCCAAACACUUCAAGAACUGAUGCCUUGAUGGCGGCCAACCCUACCUUCAGUCCUAGAGUGUUAGUAUGUGACGAGGACUGGGAGACCCAGAGCGUCACUUUUUGAAGAGUUUGGAAUGACUCAAAAAUCUACUUUUCUCACAAAUAGGACCUUUAAACUAGAUUGGUUGUAUUCAAAGGUGAGGAAGCCGUAUGUGUUUUAUUAUAAAUAUGCGGUUAAAUUCACAUUUAGUGUACAUUUUUCCUUUGUUAAAAAAAGUGUAAUGAUAUUUCAUGGUAUCUUACGUUUUUAAGGUGAAGAAAUAUAUCUCAAAUGCGCACAAAUUCAUAUAUUGCUAUUUAAGUUCUUAAAAUAAAUGAAUAAGACUUCA
This is a messenger RNA of Acanthopagrus latus (yellowfin seabream), 1593 nucleotides long. It is a transcript of the gene clec11a, whose product is annotated as C-type lectin domain containing 11A. The record is from RefSeq and is a predicted model, not a curated record. The coding region runs from base 278 to 1090 and encodes 270 amino acids. The transcript has 5 exons. NCBI's taxonomy places the organism in Eukaryota, Metazoa, Chordata, Actinopteri, Spariformes, Sparidae.